CGUGCGAAUAUUUUCUGUCGAAGAUGUUUGAGAGGAUACUUUUUCUAAAUUAUUGCGCUAUACUCAUUCUAAUGGACGCUGAAGUGCAACGGAUCAACAAAAACAAACGCGCAGGCUGCAGACAGUUGCGGGAAUGUCGUCCAGUUACUCCGCAAACCAGUAUGAGAGUGCCUUCAAGUCGCAGAGACUGCAGAACUGGUGUGAGACUAAGCAUUUCAAUGAGAGACCCACUGCACAUAAGGGUCACACCAAAUUCAUUGCCAAUGAUAGAGGACAUUUGUUCCCAGGAGUGGUAAAGAGAGGCAGUGCAUGGCCCAACUUUAAGGGGACCUGGGAUCUACCUGCUCGUAUCCCAGCCCAUUGCAUCAACCCUACGGGCCGUUCUGUGGAGGGUCUCAACAGGCUGAAGUCCUGGGGCUUCGACCCACAUCACACUGGCAAGUCUCAGCCACACAGAGGCAGCAAAAACACAGAUAUGCUGCAGGAUGUUGGCAAGCAGACCAAUGUGGAUGUACAGCAGGCCGGUGCUGCCCCAUCAUCUGCAGCUGAAGUCCAACAAGCAUCUCAGAACCGCCCCAUCACUGGAGGCGAGAGAAUUGCCAGCCAAAACCAGGACCCACAGGCAGCUGUGGUUGGAUCCAUUGGUCAGGCUGCUGAAGAAAAACAAGCUAUUCAGGAUACUGGGAAAGACAAGCCGCCGAGUCAGUGCUCUGUAGCCGAACAGAAGCUGGCUUUGAGGCCUGCUGCUGGAGAGGGAACCAAUAGCAGACCCGAUACUGGCAAGGGGAGACCACAGAGCAAUAUGGCGGAGAAAGAAGCCAGCCAAGGAGUACCAUCAUCCUCUAAGCAGAGACACAGAGAUGCACAACAAGACCAGUGAACUUGGACAAUAGAAAUAACCACUUCUUCAUUUCAUUCUUCGAGCUACAAAAAUAAAUGUGCACCAGUUGUUAAUUAUUUUAGCAUGGCUGAAGUAGUUUCUAACUCAUGAAAAGUAAAUACAUAGAUUUGAGGGCAAGAAUAUAAAACACUUUUCUUAAAAUAUCUUUUAGUUAAUAGAUGUUUGCGUCAUAAUGAUUACUGACUGAAAGGCUUGUUUUUGCCCACAAAAUCCCCUUUACACUGCCUACAUCCACCCGUCUCCUCCCUCCUCUCUCUGUGGCUCAUACACUUUUUGUGGCACCUUUUUUUUAAUCAGUUUUCCCUCCAGAAUGUGUUCUUGUUCUUGCUCCAAUAAACAUUGCAAAA
This is a messenger RNA of Micropterus salmoides (largemouth bass), 1248 nucleotides long. RefSeq names its product cilia and flagella associated protein 126 (gene cfap126). The coding region runs from base 134 to 880 and encodes 248 amino acids. The record is from RefSeq and is a predicted model, not a curated record. Gene Ontology annotation, biological process: cilium organization. Gene Ontology annotation, cellular component: ciliary basal body. Lineage: Eukaryota; Metazoa; Chordata; Actinopteri; Centrarchiformes; Centrarchidae. The transcript is spliced from 6 exons.